This is a messenger RNA of Heterobilharzia americana, 1374 nucleotides long. The record is from the annotation of a GenBank genome assembly. NCBI's taxonomy places the organism in Eukaryota, Metazoa, Platyhelminthes, Trematoda, Strigeidida, Schistosomatidae.
AGCCAAUGUGAGUACGAUCAAGUGGUAGUAACACGUCACAAAUUCACAUGGUAGUAGAGUAAAGUGAAUUAAAAAUCUGAUCAGCAGUCGAACCUCAUAUUUCAGCUGGUAAAGUAUCGGGCUGGAAACCCGGUGGUCUCUGAUUCGAAUUCGGCUACCCACCAGUUUCAUCACAUACAACAAAUAUACUCUAAAGAUUACUUAUGUUUUUAGAUGAAGCAGUUUAGUUAAACAGUUCGAAUAUUGUAACAAUUGUGAUACUUUUAUUGAACCAUUGUAACUUAGAUUCUAUACAUUAGGUAAUCCAACCUGAAAAUCAAUUUCUCACCAUGAAAACAAUCUUGUUUAUGCACAAAUUUCCUUGUAUCUACAUCAAUAUUUACACAAGCAUGGAUAGAUAUACACAUACACACACACAUGCAUACAUACAUCUACACUCAUUCACUUUGAAUAAACUGGCUUUAAUAUAUAAACCAAGUGGUUUAUUGAUUUUUACAAGCAUAAAACAGUAUUACAUGCUUUAACCCAUCACUACAAUAUACAUUCGAAGGGAGACAGAUAUUAGUCUACUCAAUAAGAGAAAUACAACAAUUGUGUAAUAUACACUACAUGUAUCUAUCCGAACUAGUAGAUUUGAUACAUUGUGAGUUGUAUACAGUUAAAAAUAUACAGGAACUAAUAACCUAUCAAGUGUAAACAUACAACCAACCUGAUUGCUUCAACCGAUAAAAAGUAUUUCAUUUUCUGGUAUGUGUGUCAAUUGAAACGAAGCCAAGUUACUGAAGGUAAAUUAUAUUUCAAGAACUCAAUCAAAUAUUAGAGUGGAUUAGAUAAUAAAAUCUAUAUAACUGUAUAUAAUAUAGUCAAAAAAAACAAAAAACAAAACAAACUUAAUUAUUAUACAAAAUUAACAUAAGAAAAUGGGUGAACGUAAAGCUGUUAUUAAGAAUGCUGAUAUGAGUCCUGAAAUGCAAGAUGAUGCUGUUCAUGUUGCAGCAAGUGCAUUAGAUAAAUAUGAUGUAGAAAAAGAUGUUGCAGCAUUCAUUAAAAAAGAGUUUGAUCGUAAAUAUAAUCCUACAUGGCAUUGUAUUGUUGGAAGACAUUAUGGCAGUUAUGUAACUCAUGAGACCCAAAAUUUCAUCUACUUCUACCUUGAAGAUCGUGCAGUACUCUUAUUUAAAUCUGGUUAAUGCUAUUACAAUAGGCGAUUUCAGUAUGAUACAAUAGAAAGGAGUCGAAUGAUAAAGAAUAACAAAUAUGGUUAUCAUAUUUAUAAGAAAAAUUUAUCACUUAUAUAACAUUUUGUAUUUAUUUACCAUUUCAAUUAUUUGACUUGUAUUUGUUAGUUAAAUAUAAAAAAAAAAUUCCUUAAUC